AUGAAAACUGCGUCUCAUCCGGUUUUGUGGGCUUUACCACCGAACGAGGCGGUGACUCUCGACGAUAUAUUGAUUUAUCUAGGCGAAUUUGGCAUCUAUCAAAACUACCUUAUCGUCAUGCUAAUGUCCUCCUGCUUUUUUAUCGCGUUCAUCUAUCUCGCGCAAGCGUUUCUCGUCGUGGUACCGACGGAAUUUUGGUGCAAACUUCCGCAAGUGAAAGACCUUACCGCCGAACAAUUGAGGGAUUUCAUGAUACCUAGCGCGAAAAUGGUCCCUUACGAAGGUCAUCAUUUAGCGUAUUCCCGAUGCUGGGUAUACGAUAUAGCAGUGGAAAAAGCGAUCGCUGCACGUAAGCCGGAUGCAAAUUGGCCGGUGAAGAAAUGUAACGAAUGGGAAUUUAAAUUGUCCGCUUCUGACGUGCCUUACAUAUCAGUAGCCGCAGAACAGAAAUGGGUAUGCGACGAAAGCUACAAAGCGACACUAGCACAGAGUAUCUUUUUUAUGGGUUCGAUUGUUGGAGGCAUAAUAUUUGGUUGGCUAGCUGACAAAUACGGAAGAGUUCCGAUCUUAAUUGCAACCAAUGUUUUUGCGUUUGUCGGUGGCAUUUGUACCAUAUACAUAACCAAAUUCUGGGAAUUCUGCAUCUGUAGAUUCAUCGUUGGUGUGGCCUAUGACAACAGUUUCGUGAUGGCCUAUAUACUAGUUUUGGAAUACGUGGGCCCCAGAUGGAGAACUUUUAUCGGUCACAUGUCCUAUGGAAUAUUUUAUACUAUUGGUACGAUGACUAUACCAUGGAUAGCUUAUGGGGUCGCCAAUUGGCAAACUUUUUCUCUGAUCACGACCGUUCCAAUAUGUGCUGUUAUAGCCGCACCUUUCGUUCUUCCUGAGAGCGUCAGGUGGUUAAUUGGAAAGGGACAUAUCGAGAAAGCUAUGAAAAUCAUCUCGAAGAUUGAGAAAGUAAAUAAUCGCACGAUACCUAACGAUGUAUAUAACGAAUUUUUGGAAGAUUGCGGGAGAACUGCGGAAACCUUGGCUAUGGAGGAACACACCAUUCUCGAUUUAUUUAAAACAAAACGUUUAAGAAGAAUCACGCUGCUAUUAACUGCGGUAUGGGGCGUCAUUCAAAUGGCCUACGAUGGUCACAUAAGAUGCUUGGACCGUCUCGGCAUGAAUAUAUUCACUACAUUUACCAUAGCAUCCGCGACCGAAUUCCCAGCCGAGAUGGUAAUCAUCUACACUCUCGACGUGUUUGGUCGAAGAUGGACGUUGUUCGUCGCGGUGAUACUCUCCGGAUUGUUCAGCCUACUCGCAUCCAGCGUCUCGAUAGGGAUCGUCUUCGUCUCUUUCGCGAUUUGUGGCAGACUCUUUAUCAAUAUCGCCUCGAACAUCGCGAUGCAAUACGCGGCUGAAUUACUACCGACGGUGAUACGAGGCGAGGGCGUGGCGUUCAUACACAUGACAGGAUACGUUACUUCCAUCUGCAGCCCCUUCAUCGCCUUCUCCAGCAAAUUCAUGUACAAUCUGCCGAUGAUCAUCCUUGGCACGUGCUGUAUAUUUGCUGGAUCUCUCAGUCUCUUCCUUCCUGAAACACUGAUGGAACAACUACCCCAAACGAUGAUGGACGGAGAGUUAUUCGGAAUCGAUCAGACUUUCUGGGAAACGCCAUUGACGAAGAAGAAACCACCGGAACCAAUGGUACAUCACCUGCACGCCAAACGUCCGGUAAAACGACCAGCCAUACUGCGCAGCAGUAUGAUUUCCGGUUACAUUGGCAAUGUGAGACGACACACUCUAAUGCAACGAAGAGUCCGAGCACUCCAGAGACACUAA
This is a messenger RNA of Bombus huntii, 1830 nucleotides long. RefSeq names its product organic cation transporter protein-like. Bases 1 to 1830 code for a protein of 609 amino acids. Gene Ontology annotation, molecular function: transmembrane transporter activity. The transcript is spliced from 6 exons. The record is from RefSeq and is a predicted model, not a curated record. Gene Ontology annotation, biological process: transmembrane transport. NCBI's taxonomy places the organism in Eukaryota, Metazoa, Arthropoda, Insecta, Hymenoptera, Apidae. Gene Ontology annotation, cellular component: membrane.